CACUAUUCCUGUCGAUGCAGUUAAAGCUGGAAAAGAUUUCAUAUCAUGAUAUAGAGAUGUUUUAAUUUAUAGGAAUUGUUAUGCAAAGCGUGUGACACGAGGGUUAUGUGUGAGUAUGACUUGAUAUAUACGCUAGUGUCAGAAAAGGGGACGUCCUCAAGUUUGACAACCGAAAGGGUUUAUAUUAGUGUUCUUUGACGAACGGAAGUUGACGUCCGGUGACGUAAAGCAACUUUAUCUCGCAGUUGCUUUUGAACAGUGACAAUGAAAGCUCGCACAUGCAUUUUCGCCGCCAUUUUCUUCGGACAAAUUUCAAAGUUAGAAGGAUUUCUUUCUGAUGACGAGGAUUUGUUGACUGAGGGACCGGAUUCUAGAUCGGGUUCUGGGGACGGAUGCUUUCAAAUUCCAACUGAUAGAAAUUGCACCUGCAGCACCUUCUUUGAUUGCGUUCAGACUUGUUCAGACAUGGAGUGUGAUCUGGCCCUUGUCGAUUGUUUAGAUGGUGGUGUUUACGGAAACUGCAGAAGUCGAUUAAACUCAACAAUCACUUCGGAUGAAAAUUCGACGGCCGUUAAUAAGGAAACGACACUGAUAAUAGUUGGAAGCGUGUUACCCGCCAUUUUUCUGACUGCGACCAUCAUCAUCUUUGCACUCAGAAAUAAAGAAUGCUGUUGUACAAGAACGGGUAAAAGAGGUAAUGGGUCCAAACACGCUGACGUGUUCCAACCACAACUGGUAAAUCAAGAUCGAAAAACAGCCAAGGUUUUAAUCAGUCCUAUCCAGGUCAAUGUACGGGACAACUCAAGAAAUAACGAACAAGCGCCACCAAAUAUGGUUUCAUUUUCGACGAAAAAAUCAGUUGUUAAUCAGCACAGUACAUUUAAAAACGAUUACCAAGAACUGUCGGACAUCAACAGGAAACAAAAUGGAAUGAAGUCUGAUAGGUCUUCCACUGUCUUAGAUAGCAGUUCCGAACACUGGAAGAAAGCUGAUGAGGAAUAUCAAAAUAUUGAAGAUAUAGACCAGAAUUACCCGUUUAUAAACUCUUCCAUUCCCCCAUAUCAUCUGCGAACAACGACCGAGGAGAAACCAGUAGACAGAAAUGACCCCAUGUCUUACUAUCAGCCAAUGAACGUGACAGACCAUUACUGGACGAUGACCAGUCCUGACGUCGAUUUGUACAUUCCAAUGGCGGAAUCGGCCGUCAGUGAAGAUGGAGGGGAGUACGCAAAAAUGGGAGGGUCAAUCCACCGCACCAGCAACGUCUACGUUAACGGCAUGCUGAGGGAAAAUCUGUAUCACAAUGAGACUGUAGCUCAACGGGUUGCAGAUUAUUCCAACGAUUCGGGAGACACAAUGGAAGAGGAAGUAUACGAGAAAAUUGACAAUUAAAAUUAGAGUAAAACUCUCUGGUGCACGGCAUCCAACAUUUGUAAAUUUUUCUGUGUUAAUUUGUGUUAUUGCUGUGAGGAUAAUUCAGCACCAUUUACAUGAACAUGUAUUAUAAAGCUUACCUUCCAACCAGAAAACUUUAGAAUACAACACAUGUAUUAGCA
Ostrea edulis (European flat oyster) is the source of this 1556-nucleotide messenger RNA. RefSeq lists its product as uncharacterized. The record is from RefSeq and is a predicted model, not a curated record. Bases 265 to 1392 code for a protein of 375 amino acids. The transcript is spliced from 8 exons. Lineage: Eukaryota; Metazoa; Mollusca; Bivalvia; Ostreida; Ostreidae.